Molecule: messenger RNA, 1795 nt
Organism: Zea mays
Lineage: Eukaryota; Viridiplantae; Streptophyta; Magnoliopsida; Poales; Poaceae
Product: shikimate O-hydroxycinnamoyltransferase
Exons: 2
Coding region: 275-1699 (474 amino acids)
Molecular function (GO): acyltransferase activity, transferring groups other than amino-acyl groups
Source: RefSeq, a predicted model, not a curated record
UCCAAGUAAGAAUAAGUUACUUGUCGGCGCUUCAACGUUUGAAACCCAGGGUAUUUGUUCCCUCAAGGCCUCAACGCGAGCCACCCCCUCCGUCCUCAAUCCAUUUCCAUUCUUCCCUUUCCUGUCUCCUGUUGCCACCGCAUAGGUGAGGUAAGGAUUCUGGCAGACCAACGCAUGCUGAGGUGAGGCCUUUUAAUUUUCCAUCUCCAAAUUAUCUGUGUUGUUACGACGCAAUCCGUCCAUGCCCCCAAUACUAUUAUUUUCGUGAAAAGACAUGACAUGCCUAGAUAUCUGUUCGGGUGUGAUAUAUAAAUCCAGUCUAAACUCUUUGUCCCUUUCAGUUGCAGGUGCAGUAGAAAGUUUGAACUCUGUGCGUGAUCGAGUAGAAAUUAGAAUGGCGAAUGUCAUGGAUUCUGAGGUAGUGCAGGUGGUAGAGUCGUCGUUUGUAGUGCCGAGCGAGCCGACACCGUCGGAGGGGCUCUGGCUCUCUCCGCUGGACCUCAUUCUGGCCAACAGAGGCCACACCCCAACAGUCUACCUGUACAGCUCCAGCAGCAAUGCUGUUGCCGCCGCCGAUGGUUUCUUCGACGUGGCCAGGCUCAAGGAGGCUAUGGCCAAGACCUUGGUGGCCUUCUACCCCCUCGCUGGCCGCCUCGGCGUCAACAACGAUGGAAGGGCAGAGAUCACCUGCACCGGCGAGGGCGCGCUCUUUGUGGUCGCUCAUGCCGACCUCACUGUCGGUGACAUCGAGGACGACUUCAGGCCGUCGCCGGAGCUGAGGAGGCUCUUUGUUCCACGGAUUGAGCCAGCAUCCGUCGUGUUGGCCAUACAGGUGACUUUCCUCAAGUCGGGAGGUGUGGUGCUUGGGACGGCUCUCCACCACGCCGCCAUCGACGCCUCAAGCGCGUUCCACUUCUUCCAGACGUGGUCAGCCUUGUGCAAGCACGGCGACCGCGCGACAGUGGAGCUCCCGUGCCACGACCGCACGCUCCUCCGUGCACGGUCCCCGCCUACCGUCCACCCGGACGCCCUGUCGAGGUUCCACCCAAAGCUCACUUUCUCCGACCCGUCAGGACCUCUCGCCUUUCAAGUCUUCGCCAUUUCCAAGGACCAGGUCACCUCCCUGAAGCGCCUCUGUGGCGGCACGAGCACCUUCUGCGCCAUCGGCGCCCUCGUGUGGCAGUGCGCGCUCGUUGCGCGCCGGCUUCCGCCCGACUCCGAAGCACGCCUCACCUUCCCGGCCAACGUCCGGCGCAGGGUGAGGCCGUCUCUCCCGAUCCGCUACUUCGGCAACGCGUUGGUCAGGCUGGGCGCCACUGCUGCGGUUCGGGAUAUUGCUUCGGAGGUUCUGGCGUCCGUGGCCGGCCGCAUCAAAGAUGCCGUCGAUCGGGUGGACGACGAGCUCGUGCGGUCUGCGGUCGACUACUAUGAGAUGACCGAGAUGGACAGCCGGCCAGUGAAGGGCACCUUGGCAGAGACGGACCUGCAGAUUAUUAGCUGGCUGGGCAUGCCAAUGUACGACGCGGAUUUCGGAUGGGGGAAGCCAGCGGUGAUGUCGCGGGCGGAGUCCGUCCGUGGAGGCUUUGUGUACCUAAUGAGCGACGGGCCAACAGACGGCGGCGGCGGUGUCCGCGUGCUCAUGUGCAUGGAAGCUGCAAAUAUGAAGGAGCUGGAGCGGCUGCUUUACGCAAAACUCUAGACCCUAGAGCCUAGACCUGCUAGGUGCUUGAUGUGUGGAACACAAAAGACAAUAAUAAAGAGCCAAAGAGGAUACGACUGGCUGUUAUUUUUUUAA